CUUAAACACAAAUCUUUCUUUUCAGAUUAUGGAAAUUUUGGAAUUGCUGCGAUUUCAAAAUGCAAAAAACACCCUUACGACACAACUAUCGGGUGGCGAGAAGAAAAGAUUGUCCAUUGCAUUAGAAUUACUCAAUAAUCCUCCGGUUUUAUUUUUGGAUGAACCGACAACAGGUUUGGAUGAUUUGUCUUGCAUGCAAUGCGUGAAUUUGCUAAAGCAAAUAGCUCAAGGAGGACGAACAAUAAUUUGUUCGAUUCAUACCCCAAGCGCAAAAAUGUUCUCAGUAUUCGAUAAUGUGUAUAUUAUGUCGAUGGGACAAUGUAUUUAUCAAGGAUAUGGACCGGAAGUUAUCUCAUAUUUAAGAGCUAAUAAUUUGGAGUGUCCGCAGAAUUUUAAUCCUGCUGACUUUAUAAUUGAAAUAGCUUGCCAAGAAUAUGGAAAUUUUCAAGACCGGCUAGUAGCAGCAAUAGAUAAUGGAAAAUCGUUAUACUCUUCCAAACCCAAAUCGGAACAGAAAACACUUGAUGCAUCAGAAAGCACGCCGCAUAACAACGAAUUGCAGAUUUUAGAACAAGACAAGGCUGCUCAACCUCAGAACACCAGAACUACGUGGAGAAAUCAGUUCUCUAUAUUGUUGAUCCGUAUGUGGAAGCAAAUGUUGAGAGAUAAGAGUUACUUGCUACUUCGGACUAUUCUCCAUAUACUAAUAGGAUUUAUUGUGGGAACGCUCUAUAUAGGAAUGGGUAAAGAUGGAUCAAAGACAAUAUUCAACUUUGGCUUUUAUUUUACAAGCAUAAUAUUCUUCAUGUAUAUACCAAUGAUGCCAGUUCUUUUACAAUUUCCAAAAGAAUACCAACUGAUCAAAAGAGAGCAUUUCAACAAAUGGUAUCGGCUUAGUGCUUAUUUUGCGGCAUUAACAGUCUCGACAAUCCCCAUUCAAUUAAUUUUAGGGUCACUCUAUAUUAUUUUGGUAUAUGUGUUAACUGACCAACCUAUGGAGAUUGGCAGACUGGCGACUUUUUAUGCGAUUUGCAUGCUAACUGGAAUUAUAUCGGAAAGCUUUGGAUUGCUUAUCGCGUCUCAACUUAGUCUUGUGAAUGCCAUGUUUAUGGGUCCAGUUCUAUCAGUUCCAUUCAUGCUAUUAGCAGUUUAUGGAUUUGGAAGUGGAUAUGAGAGUAUACCAAAGCUUAUCAAAUUUGCAAUGUACUUUAGUUACCUAAGAUAUUCCCUGGAAGGUCUGAUUUAUACAAUGUUAACUAAUCGGGAGAAGUUAGAGUGUCCGGAAGAAGUUGAGUUCUGUAUUUGGACCGAUUUGGAUUAUUUCAUGAAAGAUAUGGGAAUGGAAAACACAAUACUUUGGCUGGAUAUAACUGCUUUGAUAGUGAUUUAUAUAUUAUUUAGAGGAGGAUUCUAUUAUUUACUAAAACAAAGAUUAGCACCAAAUAAAACCUUUUUAGCUAUAAAAUAUAUUGGAAGACUGAUAAAAUCGCAAAUUGCUCGGUGAUAAGUAGGUUGAUAAGCAAACAUUUGUGAUAUUCAUAUUAGCUUCAUAUUAAAGCUCGGUGGCUUGGGGUAUUCCAUGACAAUCUAAUACACAUUAUACUUAGAUAAAUACAAUUUCUGCAGUUAUAAAGCGUAGGUUGAAAUGUAUGUAUUUAGCAUAGUAUGCGUACUGGUAGAUAAAAAAGAAUCAUUGCUUAACACACAAUGCCAUUUUAAUCACUUGACCCACUAAUAAUGAUUUGUUCUGGGGUUCCGUUGUUAUUAUUACAUUUAUUUAAAUGUGUUACUAAAUAAAAUGAAUUUAUAAAAUA
Dendroctonus ponderosae (mountain pine beetle) is the source of this 1814-nucleotide messenger RNA. Its product is annotated as ATP-binding cassette subfamily G member 4. Lineage: Eukaryota; Metazoa; Arthropoda; Insecta; Coleoptera; Curculionidae. Gene Ontology annotation, molecular function: ATP binding; ABC-type transporter activity; ATP hydrolysis activity. Gene Ontology annotation, cellular component: plasma membrane. The coding region runs from base 29 to 1504 and encodes 491 amino acids. The record is from RefSeq and is a predicted model, not a curated record. The transcript has 6 exons.